AUGACAGGAUAUCUAGAACAUUUGUCUUUGGUUAAAAAUAAUUUAGAACGUUUGUAUGGUGAAUUAACAGAUCUCGGAUGCCUAAGAUCUCUUAAUAUCCGUCAUAAUUCAUUGAAAACUAGCGGUGUUCCUUGCGAGUUAUUUAAUUUGGAAGAAUUGACUACACUUGAUCUCGGGUAUAAUAAUUUAAAAGAAGUACCUGAAGGCUUAGAAAAAGCGAGAUCACUUCUCAAUUUGAAUCUUAGUCAUAAUCAAAUCGAAACAAUACCGAACUCGUUGUUUAUAAAUUUAACUGAUCUUCUAUUUUUGGAUUUGAGUUACAAUCGAUUAGAAACACUACCACCGCAGACAAGACGUUUAUCUAAUUUACAAACAUUGAAUCUUAAUCAUAAUCCACUCGGCCAUUUCCAAUUGAGGCAGUUACCAUCAUUGAUGAAUUUAACGACAUUACAAAUGUGUGAUACUCAGAGAACAUUGAAUAAUAUUCCUUCAAGCCUAGAAAGUCUUACUAAUUUGCAAGAACUUGAUUUGUCUCUGAAUUCGUUACCACGGGUACCAGAUGCACUUUAUUUACUUUCGAAUUUAAAACGACUGAACUUAAGUGAUAACGAAAUCACAGAAAUAUCAUCAGCAGCUGGUAAGUAAAAGCUCGUUAAUUAAUUAGUUUUGAAAAUAUUGAAAAUGAUUUGCAUUGAUUAAAAUUGUUUUUAUGCUUAUGCUACACACACAAAAACAAUCUUGUUCAAAUAACAAAAAACGGGAUAACUGAAAAUUAUGUUGUGGUAACAAAUGAGUAUAGUUAUAUGUAGCAACAAAUCCAUUAGUUGCAUUAACAAAAUGUUUCAAGUUGUACUAACAAACCAGUUUGUUAAAUCACAAAAUCAAUUUGUUGCUCUAACAAAAUCAUUUUACCACAACAUCUCUUAGGUUAUCUUAACAAAAUUUUUUUCUGCGUGUAUAUGCCAUAGAAUUAACUUCUUCCUGCACAAAAUUACAAAACUUUAUGUUUUCUUGAUUACAUUUGAC
Molecule: messenger RNA, 1026 nt
Organism: Cotesia congregata
Lineage: Eukaryota; Metazoa; Arthropoda; Insecta; Hymenoptera; Braconidae
Source: the annotation of a GenBank genome assembly